Molecule: messenger RNA, 4047 nt
Organism: Macadamia integrifolia
Lineage: Eukaryota; Viridiplantae; Streptophyta; Magnoliopsida; Proteales; Proteaceae
Exons: 11
Coding region: 117-3842 (1241 amino acids)
Biological process (GO): negative regulation of DNA-templated transcription
Molecular function (GO): acyltransferase activity, transferring groups other than amino-acyl groups; transcription corepressor activity
Source: RefSeq, a predicted model, not a curated record
CAGGUUUUGCUUCUCAGACUGUGAGAGAGAGAGAGAGAGAGAGAGAGUUGUUUUAUCGUUUGCUCUUGCAUUGGUUACUUCUACGUUACUGAUUUCUUUGUGCUUCUUGUCUAUUAAUGGCGGUUCUACUUGGAGAUGGUUCCGAGAAGAAGAAGAAACGCAAGAGGAGACCAGAAUCGAUGUUUCUUCCUGGAGAGAGAGUUGAGGUAAGGAGUCUGGAAUCGGGAUUCGAAGGGUCGUGGCACUCAGGAGUUAUCACUAAAAACUCUGGUUAUUCGCGUUCCGUCGAGUAUGACAACAUGCUGGUGGACAAUUGCUCUGAAAAACUCAGUGAAGAUAUCGAUUUUCCUUCUAAAAUGGAAAGUAACUGCCUCAAAAUAAGAGGUACCCCCACCCAUAACCGUGGCCGGAUAAGGCCAACACCUCCUCCACUUCAAAUUACUAAAUGGACACUUCAUUAUGGACUCUGUGUUGAUGCGUUGCACAAUGAUGCUUGGUGGGAAGGUGUUGUCUUUGAUCAUGAGGAUGGCACAGGUAAGAGGCUGAUCUUGUUCCCUGACUUGGGUGAUGAAAUGAGCGUGGGAAUUAAUAAUUUGCGGAUUACCCAAGAUUGGUAUGAGAUGUCAGAAGAGUGGAAAUGUCGUGGAGACUGGUUAUUUCUUCAAUUGAUUGAGAGGUACGAAGAGAAAUAUCCUUUGCUUGUUUCAGUGAGGCAGCUAUGGUAUGAUGUGAGGACCAAGGAGGAAUUUCAGAAGGAAAUAUGUGAGUGGACCUUUUGGGAGGAAUCAGCAUGGGCUCAUUUGGUGUUGGACACCAUUGUCGAAAACAUGGAGCUUACUUUGGACAAGGUUCUUGAUGUUACCAACCUGGAGGAAACAUUGAAGUUGGCUGAGGUGUCAAGUAAAAGAAAUAAUACCUGGGAUACUGACUUUUCUCUGCACAGAGUUGUUCCAGAAGCCCUGGAAGGGGAAGCUGAACCGGCAUUAUCUUUACCUGAACAUCCUGAAUUUAUUACCUUGAAGAGGAAAAACAAUGCUUCAGCAUUUUCUGUAUGUGAAUAUGGCUUGUCUACUGAGACUCUGCCUACCAAUCCAUACUUUGCUAUGGUUGAACCCAGUGAAGAAGGUAGCGUGGAUGCAGGAAAUUUUAUUCAUCAGAUGGAGGAUGAUAGGUUUGGUGUGAAUCUUUCUGUUGACAUGAAUGGGUCGUUCUAUAGGGAACAAAUAACUAUACAACCUCGAGCUUUGUCUAUUGAAUCAAGUCUAGAAAGCACGGCUCAAGAGGGAGUUGUUCUGAGUACUACAGAAGAUUGUGGAAGCAAAAAGGGUCCAUGUGGUCAGCCAAACUGUAAGCAUACAUCUUUGAAAUUAAGAAGGAAAGCUCAACGGUUACCUGUGCCAGCUAAAAUACACACUUCGACGUUAGAUCUUUCCUCUAGAAGGGACGUUCCCAUGGACCUCAAUUCCAAUUUCGUAGUUUUUGAACCCGAAUUCUGCCCUCAGGCUGUGAAAAGUUAUUCUGAGAUUUCAUUGGCAGAGGAGAAGCAAAAAUUCCUCCGGAAUAUUGGCAUAUCGAAAGAUGAUUUGCGCUUAAAAGCAAGGAGCCAUCUCUCAGCUAUCGGGUGGAAGUUUCAUUAUUUUACCCGGAAAAGGAUUGAUGGGACAUUAUACCGUGAGAUGCGUUACAAGGCACCUAAUGGAAAGUGGUAUUACUCUCUUCGAACAGCCUGUAUGGCAUGUGUGGAAGAAGGUGAGAUUUUUGAAAAUAUUUCUACAACUGAGCAGUUGACAAGAAACAUGGGUACAACUGGGAAUCCCAUGGGCUCCUUAGCUCUUGAGAAGUCCUCAUCUCCAGUAAUACGUAUGGAGUUUGAGGAUAUUGUGCCACCUAAUGGACAGUUAGAUUCCUCUGGUUUAUUGCAGUCACAAAAUUUUGUUCAGUGUGGGGAAACACUGGACAGAGAAAUUAGAAAUCAUUGGAAGAUGAGGGAGAAUGGCUCAUUUCAUCUUGAAUCUGGUUUGUUUCAAAGUCGAGCAAAAGCUGGUUCGCAUAAUAGACAGUGUAGAAAAGAUGGACAGGAGGUUUCUGUUUUGGGCAAAAGAAAACGGGGCCGCCCUUUUUUUACUCAGAAAUUGAAGAAAGGAAAUACAUCUGUUAUAAUCAGACGAGGAAAUAACUUGGACAAUGGCUAUCCGACUCGUGUACUGCGAUCAAGUAAAAGGGCACGGCAUGUUUUAGUAAAGAGUCCCCCAUCCCACACUCCACGUACUGUCCUUUCUUGGUUGAUAGAUAAUGAUGUGGUGUUGCCAAGGGCAAAGGUACAGUAUAUGUGCAGAAAGGAUUCCUGUCCAAAAGCAGAAGGGCGAAUAACUCGUGAUGGUAUCAAAUGCAGUUGUUGCCAAAGGGUGUUCACUCUUAGUGGCUUUGAAACUCAUGCUGGCAGCACUUAUGGCCAUCCAGCCACCUGUAUCCUUUUGGAAGAUGGAAGGUCUCUAUUAGAUUGCCAGACAGAAAUGUUAAAACAUAAUAAGAUGAAGAGCUUCUUAACAGAACCACGUGAAAGAAUCAAAAGCAAUCGACCUUGCUAUGUGAAUGACAUUAUAUGCUCUGUCUGUCACUAUGGGGGUACAUUAAUAUUGUGUGAUCAAUGCCCAUCCUCAUUCCAUUUGGGUUGUCUUGGUUUAGAGGAUUUGCCAGAAGGAAAAUGGUACUGCCCAUCUUGUUCUUGUUGCAUAUGUGGGCAGAGUGAAUUUAAUGAAAAUGUUGAGCAAUUUACGGAGAAGACUGUUUUGUACUGUGAUCAAUGCGAGCGUGAAUAUCACGUUGGUUGCUUGAAGAAAAGACGACGGGUUCAACUGGAAAGUUGUCCGAAAGGGAAUUGGUUUUGCAGUAAAAAAUGUGAAAAGAUAUUUGUGGGUCUUCAUAAGCUGUUAGGAAAAUCAGUUUCUUUGGGCAUGGAUAACUUAACUUGGACACUUCUGAAAGCCACUAAGGAUGAUAGUUGUAGUCUUAAUGCAUCCGAUGAGGAGGCAAUGAUAGAGUGUCACAGCAAGCUCAAUGUGGCACUAGCUGUAAUGCAUGAGUGUUUCGAGCCUAUUAAAGAAAGUCACAGCAAGAGAGAUCUUUUUGAAGAUGUUAUUUUCUGUAAAGGGUCGGAGCUGAACCGGCUGAAUUUUCGUGGAUUCUAUACUGUGCUUUUAGGAAGGAAGGACGAAGUUAUUUCUGCGGCUACUUUUAGGGUCUAUGGUGAAAAGGUGGCAGAAGUACCCCUCAUUGGUACCCGUGUCCAGUACCGUCGACUUGGGAUGUGUCGUCUCCUUUUGAAUGAACUCGAGAAGAAACUCAUGGAAUUAGGAGUUGAGAGGCUUCUUUUGCCAGCUGUUCCUCAAGUGUUGCAUGCAUGGACAGCUUCCUUUGGUUUCUCCAAGAUGGCGGAUUCAGAGAGAUUGAAGUUCUUGGAGUACAUUUUCCUGGAUUUCCCGGACACGUCAAUGUGCCAAAAACUAUUAGCUACAUCAACAGGGGACCAAAAUAAACUUGGCAGAAAGCUCAGCCAAAGUGAUGAGAGCAUCAAAGUUGAUAAGUACGGCAUUGUUCCUGGAGCAAUUCCAGCAGAUAACGUGGAGCAAAAGCAGGAUGUUGUUGCAGGCAAUGGCAACAAUGAGCGUGUCUUGAUCGAGACAGCUCCUAUCCCUUUGAUUACAGAAUCUAUUAAUCCUGAAUCUAACCAGAGCCAUGGUGAGACCAGUGGUGGGUGCUCGGUAAAUAAAUUCACUGAAAGAAAAGAAGAUGGAGGCCUUCAUGGUAGCUGCCUCAAAUAUUAUACACGGAGGAAGAUUUAGCCAGAGGGAGCCAUUCUUUCUUACAGACACAAACAAUUGGUGGCUGUUGCCCUUUCUGAGCUCUAACCAGUGCAAUUAGCUGAAGAGUAUCAGUUUAGGGAAGUAGGGAAAAAUGGGGGUGUGGUGUCGGAUGUCUCAAAUUACUGACAGUUUAUUUGUUGAUAAGUAUGGGCCAGGAUUGUGCAGUAUUCUGUUGAGACCCCCG